This is a messenger RNA of Elaeis guineensis (African oil palm), 1122 nucleotides long. RefSeq lists its product as uncharacterized. Lineage: Eukaryota; Viridiplantae; Streptophyta; Magnoliopsida; Arecales; Arecaceae. The record is from RefSeq and is a predicted model, not a curated record.
AUGUCAUACAAAGGUGUGGACAGAGUUAAGAAGGUGAGACUCCAAACUCUGAGACGUCAAUAUGAGUCUUCAGAAACUACUACUACUUAUAUUACUCGAGUUCUUACUUUGACAAAUCAAAUAAAAAUAUAUGGAGAGGAGUACAAGGAGCAACCCAAAGUGGAGAAGAUUUUACAGUCACUCACUUCCAGAUUUGAGCAUAUCAUGGUGGCGAUAGAAGAAGCACAUGAUCUUUCUUCAAUGACUAUUGAGGAAUUAUACAGCAUUUUGCAAGCCCAUGAACAACGCAUGAAUGAGAAGAAAGUUAAGAACCUUAUUGAGCAAGCUCUUCAAAGUCAAGUCCCCAUCAAAGGUGAUCAAGGUGGUAAAACAAGCCAAAAGCCCAAUGGUUCUCGUGGCAGAGGACGAGGACAUGGUGGCUAUUACUACAAUAGAGGUCGUGGUGGUCAUAAUAACAAUCAUGGAGUUGGAGGCAAUAAUCAAGAAAAAUCAAGUACUAGCCAUCAACAAAACUCAAGAGGUCAUGGCCGUGGACGCGGUAGAGGAAGGUAUGACAAAUCCAAUGUUGAGUGUUAUUCUUGUGACAAAUAUGCCCAAUAUUCAAAUGAGUGCAGAUAUAAGGAUAACACUCAGAGGGCUCAUUGUGUACAAGAAGAUGAUGUUGAUUAUGGUGGCGACCAUGCUCUCUUGAUGGUCACUGCAACUGGUGAAGCACCAAACUACCAUACAUGGUUCCUUGACACUAGGUGUACCAAUCAUAUGUGUAGCAAAAAGGAGCUAUUUGCUGAUCUUGAUGAGUUAUUUCGCACCAAAGUUAAAUUUGCCGAUGACAGUACCAUACCAGUGACUGGAAAAGGACAGAUUCUUAUCAACUUGAAGAAUGAAGAUCAUAAGUAUAUUUCUAGUGUCUUCUAUGUGCCAAGCAUGAAGAGUAAUUUGCUUAGUAUAGGUCAGUUGGCGGAAAAGGGGUAUGCUAUGAACCUCUAUGACAACCAACUUUUCAUUCUUGAUAAAAAAGGUAUGCUCAUUCUCAAAGCACCUUUGACAAAGAAUCCUAUGUUUCUGGUUGAUAUUUUCAGUGGUGUUUAUAAUUGUCUCAAUGCCAUAAAUGAUAAGUCUUAG